Molecule: messenger RNA, 5497 nt
Organism: Canis lupus familiaris (dog)
Lineage: Eukaryota; Metazoa; Chordata; Mammalia; Carnivora; Canidae
Product: zinc finger protein 568
Exons: 7
Coding region: 435-2372 (645 amino acids)
Biological process (GO): regulation of transcription by RNA polymerase II
Molecular function (GO): RNA polymerase II cis-regulatory region sequence-specific DNA binding; DNA-binding transcription factor activity, RNA polymerase II-specific
Source: RefSeq, a predicted model, not a curated record
AGUUAAAUCAGGCCGCGAAGCCUUCUGGGAGGUGGUGUGCUCGGGAACGUCCGUUGGGAGGAGGGCGCGAAGGGAUGGUUCGGCGUUACCGGCGUCUGGCCUGGGCCUUUCUGUCGGUCGCCUUCACUUAACCUCCCAGAAACCGCGAGCUGAAGGCGCAUUCGGGCGUUUCCGGCAGGUCUCUUGUAAAGAGUAUAUUGCUGGACUUUUUACCCUUUUAUCCUGUUUGAAUGUUAUUUUAAUAGCCCACAGGUCCUGCCUCCACAAAGAUAAGACAGAUCUGUGAUGUGAGUAAAAGGAAGCCUGGAGAGCAGGUAUCCAUCAUGGAAGACCUUCUGACCUGAGAGGCUGCAGAGGCCUGAGAUUGAGUGGAACCUGGAAUUGUUGGAUCUACAGCUUAUCUUAACCCUUCUGCCUGAGAGGGGAAGGCUUGAAUGACAUCUCAACCUUCAGAGAUCAGCAGUAGCUCUGUGACAGUGGAGCAUUUAACCCAGAUGAUGGAAAGGAGAGCUUGGCAUUCUCAGGACCCUGGCCUUUUGGAAGAAGAGGAUAUGACCCGGUCUCUCGAGACAGUGACAUUUAAGGAUGUGGCUGUGGACCUCACCCAGGAGGAAUGGCAGCACAUGAAACCUGCUCAGAGGAACUUGUACCGGGAUGUGAUGCUAGAGAACUACAGCAACCUAGUCACAGUGGGUUAUCAAGUCACCAAACCAGAUGUGAUCUUCAAGUUGGAGCAGGAAGAGGAGCCAUGGGUGAUAGAGGAAGAAAUGCUUGGGAGGCACUGUCCAGAAGUUUGGGAAGUUGAUGAACAGAUCAAGAAGCAACAGGAAACUCUUGUGAGGAAAGUCACAUCUAUCUCCAAGAAAACUCUGAUUAAGGAAAAUGUCAUUGAAUGUAAAAGAGUUACAAAAAUAUUUCCUUUGAGCUCAGAUAUUCUUACUUCAAGACAAAACUUCUAUGAAUGUGACUCACUUGAUAAGGGUUUGGAACAUAAUUUAGAUUUACUUAGUUAUGAGAAGGACUGUAUAAGAGAGAAAAAUUAUGAAUAUAGUAAGUAUGGGAAGCCAUUUUACCAUUGCUCAUCCCAUGUUCUAACUCCCUUUAAGUGUAAUCAGUGUGGACAAGACUUCAGUCAUAAAUUUGACCUCAUCAGACAUGAGAGAAUUCAUGCUGGAGAAAAACCCUAUGAAUGUAAGGAAUGUGGAAAAGCCUUCAGCAGGAAAGAAAAUCUUAUUACACAUCAAAAAAUUCAUACUGGGGAAAAACCAUAUAAGUGUAAUGAAUGUGGAAAAGCUUUCAUUCAGAUGUCAAACCUUAUUAGACACCAGAGAAUUCAUACAGGGGAGAAACCUUAUGCAUGUAAAGAUUGUUGGAAAGCCUUCAGUCAGAAAUCAAAUCUCAUUGAACAUGAGAGAAUUCAUACUGGAGAAAAACCCUAUGAAUGUAAAGAAUGUGGAAAAUCCUUCAGCCAGAAGCAAAAUCUUAUUGAGCAUGAGAAAAUUCAUACUGGGGAGAAACCUUAUGCGUGUAAUGAAUGUGGUAGAGCCUUUUCUCGAAUGUCAUCUGUUACUCUACACAUGAGAAGUCACACAGGGGAGAAACCUUAUAAAUGUAAUAAAUGUGGAAAAGCCUUCUCUCAAUGCUCAGUGUUUAUUAUACAUAUGAGAAGUCAUACAGGUGAGAAACCCUAUGUAUGUAGUGAAUGUGGGAAAGCAUUUUCUCAAAGUUCAUCCCUUACUGUACAUAUGAGAAAUCAUACAGCUGAGAAACCCUAUGAAUGUAACGAGUGUGGAAAAGCCUUCAGCAGGAAAGAAAAUCUUAUUACACAUCAGAAAAUUCAUACUGGAGAGAAACCAUAUGAAUGUAAUGAAUGUGGGAAAGCUUUUAUUCAGAUGUCAAACCUCAUUAGACACCAGAGAAUUCAUACUGGUGAGAAACCUUAUGCAUGUACAGUAUGUGGGAAAGCCUUUAGUCAGAAAUCAAAUCUCACUGAACAUGAGAAAAUUCAUACUGGAGAAAAACCCUAUCAUUGUAAUCAAUGUGGAAAAGCUUUCAGUCAGAGACAGAAUCUCCUUGAACAUGAAAAAAUUCAUACUGGAGAGAAACCGUUUAAAUGUAAUGAAUGUGGUAAAGCCUUCUCUCGAAUCUCAUCUCUUACUCUUCAUGUAAGAAGUCAUACAGGGGAGAAACCUUACGAAUGUAAUAAAUGUGGAAAAGCCUUCUCUCAAUGCUCAUUACUUAUUAUACAUAUGAGAAGUCAUACUGGUGAGAAACCUUUUGAAUGUAAUGAAUGUGGGAAAGCAUUCUCUCAAAGAGCAUCCCUUUCAAUACAUAAGAGAGGGCAUACAGGUGAGAAACGCCGAGUAUACUAAAUGAGGGAAGGCCUUUUCUUAAAUUCAACUCAUGCUUUACAUUUGAAACAUAUUGGUCCAAACAAAAAAAUGAAAAUCUUUAUGGAAAAUUGUAAAACUUCAUUGAAGGGCAUAAGACUUGAAUAAAUCAAGAGAGAUAAUCAUAUAUGGAGAUGGAAAGCCCCAAUCAUAAAAAUGUCAGUUCUCUUUGAAUUAAUCUAUAGACCUAAUAUAGUUCCAAACAUCUAACAAGAAUCUUCUAGGAUCUUUACAAAAUGAUUCUAAAAUUCAUGUGAAAUGGAAGUCCCUGGAUUUCUGAGACAGUUUUGAAAAAGAACAGAGAGGAUACAUCUUUUACCAUAUAUUACACAAAAGUUAAUGGUCAUUAAAUAGUCUGUGGUAUUGGAGCAUGGAUAGUUAAAUAAACAGAUUUUACAGGAUAGAAUGCCUAGAAAUAAAUAAAUGAUUAUACAUGAAUGUGGUGCAUCUUAGACAUGAUAUCAUGAAUCAGUAGGGAAAUGACAGCCAAUAAAAUUCAUUGGAGGAUUUGGUUCUCCAUUUUGGGGGAAAAAAAACUACAUGCAAUCUUACAAUGUAUAAAGAAACAGAAUUCCAAAGGAUUUGAACACUGGAAUGUAAAAAACCAAAGUGAAGUUCUUGGAAGGAAAUAUAAAAAUGAUGUCUCACCUUGAGGCAGGGAAGCAUUUUUUAAAAAACAAAAGGACCCUGCCUUUCAAUUUCUGUAUAUUCAUUCUAAAGAAACUCACAAAUCCCAUAAGAAAUAUAUAUAUGAAUUGAAAACAAGCUAAAUAUUGAUGGGGUAAUGGAUAAAUAACGUGAUAUAGUCAAAUAAUGGAAUAGUAUACAGUAGUUAAAAAUAGUAGACUAGAUCUGUACUUUGCAACAUGGGUAGUUGUGUAAAACAGUAUAGAGGGAAAAAAAUCAAGAUCCCCAAAUGAAACAUUGUAUAAUGACAUUCAUGUAAGUUAGAAUUAAAUCAUAAAGAAUAGUAUUGUUUUUAUUAUUGAAAUAUGUAUAUAUUUAAGAUGGACUAGAAGGGUACUACAUACCAAAUUAUUGUUAGUAUUGUCUCUGCCAAGAGAUUAGGAUUGAGGGUGUUGAUCAGAGGGAGCUUUUAGCUUUAUUUGUAAUUUUUAUGCCUUAAAAAAGAUUGAUAGCAUAUAAAAUAAAUUUUAAAGUUAAUGAUACACAGUGGCAAUAUGGAUGUCUUGUCUUAAUGGUGUUUAUGUAGUUAUUUUUCAAAAUUUGUGGACUAGGGGAUACCUGUGCCCAUAAAAAUAUCAUUAUGAUGGAUCCAUAUGCCAUAUCAGAUGUUGAGCCAUUUUAUCCAAAAUAUUUCCAGAAAAUUAAUAAUUAGAAGUGAUAGUCCUAUUUACUAUAUAAUAUGAAAUUAGUAUACUUUAUCAAUCUUAUGAUGCUUUUUUCACAUUUUAACAUUUCUAAAAUUGUGACUCAUCUAACCAAUUAUGUCUUAGGUUUAAGUAUAUAUGUAAUUAUUAAAAAUUUGAAAAUCAGAUGGCAGUGUGAUAAAUCAAGUAUUUGCCAUUUUAGGGCAUCAUGGUCUACUAAUGAUCCCUACUCUCUCAGUAUGUCUCUUAUUAUUUGACAAUAGAUGUGUUAGAUUCAUAGCUAACUAGUAGGUAAUAUAUUUAGAGUCAUUGUGUAGAGAAUAAGAUUUUCCUGAGAAAUUGACUAUGUGAGAUCAGUUUUCUUGACCUGUAAGUUUCCAUACAACCAGGAUAGACAUUAAUAUCAUUGUUAAUCAUUACAACAUUUUGAAAUGAGAUAGGGUUUUAUUUUCUUGAGAUGGCCAUAAGCAAUUUUGUAACAUAGCUUCGCUCUUAAUCUACAGAUCAUUUUACUCCUUUCACAACCCUUGAUUUAUAUGACCUAUCUCAUUUUGGUUGGAAGUGGUGGUAGUCUCAGACCCUGAGCAGUAAUAACAGAGUUCUAAAAGGAUCUCAUUCCUUAUAAUAAUAUAUGAACCAACCCUUACUUAAGGUAAUGUUUUAUCCCAGUAUCUCUACAAUAUUACUUGAUAUACAGAAAACCAUUAGUGCCUUUUUUAAAAGGAGAUUAGAGUUGGGGCUAUUGAUCAAAAGGGAACUUUAACAAUGAAUGUUUGAAUGGUAACUAUAUUUGUUUGAAGGUGAUUUCACAAAACAACUCAAAUUACAGCUGUGAUAUACAAACCUGACUGUAUCAAUUUUGACUUUUAUUAGCUUUCUUUAAAGCUUGACAGUGAUUUAUUACAUUUGUAAAUUGCAGGGAUGGAUUUUCAUGAAAACAAUUUACCAAAACUUAAGUAUCUAAAUGAGUAUUGUCAUUUCAUAGCGUAUUCUUUAAUAGGUUUUAUGCUAAGUCCAAUUUUGCCAACACAUCUAAUUUUUGUAGACUUUUAUUUUCAAAAAUAGUUUUCAAAAUUCAUGUGUUAUCUACGUAACAAAACCUGUGUUUGAUGAGGAUGUGCAGAAAUUGGAAACCUAAAAAAAAAAAAAAGAAAGAAAUUGGAAACCUUGUGCAUUGUUGGUUAGAAGGUAAAAUUGUAUAGCUGCUGAGGAAGACAGUUUGGCAGUUCCUCAAUAAGUUAAACUUCUAAUUACCAUAUGUUUCUGCAUUUCUGUACCUAAGUAGACAUCCAGAAGAAUCGAAACCAGGGGCUCAAAUUGAUCCUUGUACACCAGUGUUCAUAGCAGCAUAUUCAGAAUAGCCAAAAAAUGGAAACAGUCCAACUGUCCAGUAAUGGAUAAAUGGAUAAACAAAAUGUGAGAUAUACAUACAAUGGAAUAUUAUUCAGCCAUACAAAAGAAAGAAAUUCUGACUCAUACAAAAUGUAAAUAAAUCUUGGAAACAAUAUGCUAAAUGAAUCAACCCAGACUUUUAUGUUCUUUUAUGAACAAAAAUUGUAUGAUUCCACUUAUAUGAAGUAACUAAAAUAGGCAAAUUCAUAGAGAAAGUAGAAUAGAUUGAGAUUACUGGGGUGUGGAGGAAGAAAUGGAGUUUGUUUAAUGAGUAAAUUGGUUCUGUUGCAGAUGAGAAAGUAGUAAUGGUGAUUAUAUAGCAUUAUGUAUGUAUUUAUGACCACUUAAUUGUACACAUAAAAAUUGUCAAAAUGUUAAGCUUCA